This is a messenger RNA of Phycodurus eques (leafy seadragon), 3180 nucleotides long. RefSeq names its product elastin microfibril interfacer 3a (gene emilin3a). The record is from RefSeq and is a predicted model, not a curated record. The transcript is spliced from 4 exons. Lineage: Eukaryota; Metazoa; Chordata; Actinopteri; Syngnathiformes; Syngnathidae. Gene Ontology annotation, molecular function: protein binding. Gene Ontology annotation, cellular component: extracellular matrix. Bases 10 to 2700 code for a protein of 896 amino acids.
UAUUGUGUGAUGAAUUCCCCAAUGGCUACAAGUCUUUUUGUGGGAAUGAUGCUAUAUUUGUCACAUGGAGAAGCAAAGUCAUACAGACCGUUCCAUUAUAGCGACUACAGCUCUGGAAUCACUGAGCAUCGCGGCCAGGGAAAACCUACCAGCAGACACAAGAACCACUGUGCUUAUGUGAUUGAAAAGACAGUGUCCUUCACUUUGCAAGAUGGGGCAGCCCCAUAUGUUAAAGCUGAGUACAACAAGUGUUCCUGGCAUAAAAAAUGUCCAACUCUUAUGUAUCGCCUGAUCUACAAACCAAUGUAUAAGGUGGCACAUAAAACAGUCACAGAGUUAGAGUGGCGCUGUUGCCCUGGGUACUCUGGCUACGGCUGCAUGGAGGGACCCCCAGAUUACCAACAUUCCAUUAAAAGCAUGCCACCAUUUAAUGGUCUGCCAAUCAGAGGCCCCCAGUUCAAGGGACCACAAUACAAAGGUACCAUGUUGAAGAGUCCCAUGUUCAACGGCCAUCCACCCAUCAACCCUCUUGUGAAUGCUAACCCAUGGAAUCAACCCAAAGGACCUCCCACCAGGGGUUUUAACUCUUACCCAAUGCAUCACUUUGGACCACCAAGAUCUUCCAGCUAUCCAGACACCUCUUUUGAAUCAUAUCCACAUGCACCUGAACCCAUGCCGGACCAAAACGAAGAACAUCACACAGAGCAUGUACAAGAACAUGACCACAACCAGGGAGCAAUGGAGCAUAGUCCAGAAGUCACGCUUUCUCCGACCAAUGGUGAACCAACUGAAGGCCUGGCUCUAGACAGUGAGACAGAGGAGAGAAUAUAUCAAAUGGAGGAGGUUGUACGACGUCUGAACCAGGGUUUGGAGACCCUGAGAGGGACUGUGAAUGGCCUGGAGGACAGCCUUCGAGCCUCGCUUCGAGAGGAUGCCAAAAAUAUGCUGUCAGCUCUGCUCUCUGCUGCCCCCAGUCCUCUUUCUGCUCCUCCCGUAGCUUCUAGCCCCUCCACAGUAGGCUUUGUAGAGAUUCCUGGGGGUGAUCCUGAAGCUGGUGGUCUUGACGGCAGACGUGUCUUUUCAGGACUCACAGAACUGAACAGAAUGGUAGAAGAGCUCAAGACCGAGCUCCAAGCCAAGACAGCAGAGUUUCAGGAGCUCAAAGCCACAGUAAUGACACAUGACGGGGCACUAGAGAAUAUGUCAACCAGAGAAGGUGGAGUAUCAGACUCCAUACAUCUUGAGUGGAAAGCCAAAAAGCUCUUGGAUGCCAAGCUGAGUGCAGCCAGGACAGACAUUUUGGGUGGGUUUGAGAAGCGUGUGGAGAGUGCAGAGGGUCGAUGUGAGGAGAAAGCAGAAGACGUACGUCGUCAGUGUCAGAGGGAGCAAGGGGAAAGGCAGGAACAAAUGGAAGAUGCUUUGGAAGCAAGCACAAGUGACUUAAGGUCAGAGUUGAGGAACCUUCAGGCACAGGUUUAUCAUUUGAACACAAUAGAAAGCUGCUGUGCUGUGGUGAGUGGACUGAGUGACAGGGUGCAGUUUGUGGAAACGUCAGUGGUAGGCCUCAAUCAAUCUCAAAAACACCUACAAGUGGAGUUGGGAGGUCAUAAAGACCACAUAGAGGGAAUGCUGGAGGGUCGCCUUAAGUAUGUAGAGACUAAACUCAACCUGUCUGGGCAACUGGUAAAGAGGAGCAGCUUCUCAGACCAAGCUGAGACAGGACAGGGUUUGGAGGCCAGAAUGGAGGCCAAGUUGAGGGAACUAGAGGGGCGCCUAUUGACAGCUUUGGAGGAACUAGGUAAUGCCACUGCCCCAGCACUCCUGGAGGGACAUGCUGUUCCGACCCUGGAGACAGAGCUGGAGUCCCUCCGAGGGAGACUCGAGAUGGAUGUGGACAGAGUGCAAAAACAUCUGAGCAACCUUGAGAUUCUUUGCUCUUCCUCCUGUUCCACAUCUAAAGAUCCCACAACCAUUCAAGGGGACUCGGCUUCUUCAAGUAGUGGCCUGGCAGAGGAUCAGAAUCUUGAGGGCUUAUUAGAAAGGCAGGGUGACCGUUUGAACAGCCUCAACAUUACACUACAGAACAUCAUGAGUUAUCUGACUGACAAAGAGCAGCAAGAAAAAGAACAGGGCGAGCUCACUAUCCUCAAGUUCAAUGUUCGCUCGGUCAACCGCACGCUAAAAGGACUUCAGAACUCCCUGGGGACUGUAGUUCACCAGGUGGGACGAGUAAACAGCUCCUGGCAUGAGAGAGAGUCACGUCUGGCCCAACAGAUGAAGGGUGUUGUACAGCUGGUUGGACAUCAGGCUUCAAUGCUCGGGGCAGGUGAACGCAAACUGACCCGGCUCAAGGGGGAGUUGCAGGAGAUGAAAAGACGGCUCGGAGAUGAGGUCCGAGGCUGUCGGAGCACAGCUAUGGGGGUACAAAAAGAGGUAACAGAGGUCGGUGGACGUGUUGCUAAUGUUGAGGACCAGUGUAAAGGUCUUAAUUAUUUAGCAGAAGAUCUAGAGCGAAUCAGGGAGGAGUUGGACAGACAAUCAAAUGGGUUUCUGCUGCAAUUCAAUGGGACUCUCACCAACCAUUCUCAGCAGUUGUCUGAGCUGAAAGAUGAAAUAAAAAACUGCACCUCGAAGGCGGCUUCAGCACAACAGAGUUUAGAGCCGCAGUCACAACGCGGGGACACAUUCACUUCAAAGUAGUUCUGUUGCUAGGGAAAUAAAUUAUACAGAGAGAAUGAAGGGUACAUUUUCUGCUGGUGUUGUGGAAGUCCACUAACAGCUCUUUUUAUUUUGUCUUCGUUUUGUAAGGUUUCAAACCUGCACUGAUAUGGAGUCUAAAUUCGCUGCAAACAAUUUAAUACAACUGACUCUAACUGAACUCUUAAUGUUGUGAUAACAAACAUUUGCUUGAUGCAUAACGGUGCUAAAUCUGUUCGUAAUGAACCAUCAUUUUGAAAACCAAGCAAAAUGUAUGUCAGUGUGCUGUUUACAUACAUCCUUUCCAUCCGAAAUCCUUUGUUUGUAUAUGUUAUUUAAAAAUGUUUACAUGAUGUUCUAGUUUUUAUACUUUCUUACGUGGCGACUCAAUUACACAAUGCUUUUUAUAUUUUUGGAUGUUGUAUUACGUCCCUCGUUUUCUUAUCCUUGAAUCCCUUGUGUAUUUGUACCUUGCCUAGAGUU